Molecule: messenger RNA, 1729 nt
Organism: Condylostylus longicornis
Lineage: Eukaryota; Metazoa; Arthropoda; Insecta; Diptera; Dolichopodidae
Gene: Prp3
Product: U4/U6 small nuclear ribonucleoprotein Prp3
Exons: 2
Coding region: 73-1647 (524 amino acids)
Biological process (GO): mRNA splicing, via spliceosome
Cellular component (GO): U4/U6 x U5 tri-snRNP complex
Source: RefSeq, a predicted model, not a curated record
UUUAGCAAAAUUUAUAAAAAGCCUUGUUUGAAUUUAAAUAUUAAAUAGAAAAUUAGAAAUUUAAAAAAAAAAAUGAGUUCUCAGAAACCAAAAGUUAGUUUAACAUCUCAACAAAUAAAGUUGAUGAUGGCCAAUGCUCAACGGGAAAUAGAAGAAAGGAAACGUGCUCUGAAUACACUUAAAGCAAAGGAUCCAGUCCUAGCAUCAAUUCCACAAAUAGGUCUUCCCGUUGCAAUGGCUUCACAGGUUCUAAACUCGAAAAAACCUGAAGAUGCAGAGAGAGCAAGAAAAAUAGCUGAACUUCAAGCUCAAAUACGAGCAAAAUUAUCAGGCUCUUUAGCCAACAUGAUUCCUCAAGUACAAGAAAGACCUAAACCACUUAUUUUAGAUGAAGAAGGACGUACAGUAGAUAAAUCUGGUAGAGCUAUAAAUAUACCCACGGUAGCACCUACUUUAAAAGCUAAUAUAAGAGCCAAAAAGCGUGAAGUUUUCAAUAAAAGUUCUACAAAUGAUAAAAAUAGUCAAGAAGUUUUAUCUUAUUUUGAUGAUCGUAUUGCUGUAAAACCUAAUGUCCGGUCGAAAAGAAAUUUACGUUUCCACGAGCCAGGGAAAUUUCAGCAAAUGGCUGAAAGAUUACGAAUGAAAGCACAAUUAGAAAAAUUGCAAAACGAAAUAUCCCAAAUUGCAAGAAAAACUGGAAUUAGCUCAGCAACAAAAUUGGCUUUAAUUGCACCUAAACAAGAUGUUGGAGGUGAAGAAGUUCCUAAUAUGGAGUGGUGGGAUUCUGUUGUGCUUGCAAAUGAUUUAAAUACCUUAAGUGAUGAUAAUAAAAUAAGUGUAAGAACAUCAGCCAUUACGAAUUUGAUAGAGCAUCCAACGCAAAUGAAACCACCAAAUGAGCCCCUAAAACCAGUUUAUUUACCAGUUUUUUUAACAAAGAAGGAACGUAAAAAAUUGCGAAGGCAAAAUAGAAGGGAAGCAUGGAAAGAGGAACAAGAAAAAAUUAGAUUAGGAUUAAUUCCACCCCCUGAACCAAAACUCAGAAUAUCUAAUUUAAUGAGAGUUCUUGGAAACGAAGCAGUUCAGGAUCCAACUAAAAUAGAAGCUCACGUACGUGAACAAAUGCUAAAAAGGCAAAAAGCCCAUGAAGAUGCAAACAAAGCUAGAAAACUAACGACUGAACAAAAGCGUGAAAAGAAAAUACGAAAAAUCAAAGAAGAUACAUCUUGUGGGGUCCAUGUGAGCGUUUUUAGAAUACGAGAUUUACAAGAUAACGCGAGUAAAAAAUUUAAAGUUGAAACGAAUGCUAAACAAUUACAUAUGACAGGUGUUGUGAUUCUAUUUCGCGAUUGUUGUGUAGUCGUUGUGGAGGGUGGACCAAAACAACAAAAAAAAUUUCGUAGACUAAUGUUACAUCGAGUAAAGUGGGAAGAAGAUAUGGUUAAAAAUGUCGACGGUAAUGAAGUGCCAAACUCCUGUUCUCUGGUAUGGGAAGGAACUUGUCAACGAAGGCAUUUCGGAGAAAUUAAAUUUAAAAUUUUUCCAAUGGAGAAAAUGGCUAGAGAAUUUUUCCAAAAACACCAAGUCGAGCAUUAUUGGGAUUUAGCUUAUUCAGGUGCAGUGCUUGAUGCAUCGGAAGAUAUUUAAUUAGAUUGUGACAUAUAAAUUAAAAGUGUAAAUUUUAAAUUAUCUAAUUUUUAUUUCAAUAUAAAAUUCUGGAAAAAAAAAC